AUGGAGGAGGACGAGCUGGAGGGUGUGGAGGAGCUGGAGGCCGUGCUGCAGCUGGCCCCGGAGGUGCAGCUGGCCAUAGAGCAGGUGUUUCCCAGCCAAGAUCCACUGGACAGGGCAGACUUCAAUGCUGUGGAGUAUAUUAAUACUCUCUUUCCAACUGAGCAAUCUUUGGCAAACAUUGAUGAAGUUGUGAACAAAAUCAGACUGAAAAUAAGGAGGCUGGAUGACAAUAUUCGAACAGUAGUGAGAGGACAGACAAACGUGGGACAGGAUGGCAGACAGGCUCUUGAGGAGGCCCAGAAAGCCAUUCAGCAACUCUUCGGUAAGAUUAAAGAUAUCAAAGACAAGGCGGAAAAAUCAGAGCAAAUGGUUAAAGAAAUCACACGAGAUAUCAAGCAACUAGAUCAUGCCAAGCGGCAUCUGACCACCUCCAUCACUACCCUCAAUCACCUGCACAUGCUGGCAGGGGGUGUGGAUUCACUUGAGGCUAUGACCAGGAGGAGACAGUAUGGGGAAGUUGCCAAUCUCCUGCAAGGUGUUGUGAAUGUGUUAGAGCACUUCAACAAAUAUAUGGCGAUUCCACAGAUACGACAGCUUUCUGAAAGGGUCAAGGCUGCCCAAAAUGAGUUAGGACAACAAAUCUUGGCAGAUUUUGAAGAAGCUUUUCCUUCCCAGGGCACAAAGAGGCCUGGCGGACCCAGCAACGUCCUCCGUGAUGCAUGUCUAGUUGCUAACGUCUUAGAUCCCAGAAUCAAACAGGAAAUCAUCAAGAAAUUUAUUAAACAACACCUCUCAGAAUACCUGGUACUUUUCCAGGAAAACCAAGACGUCGCCUGGCUAGAUAAGAUUGACAGACGCUAUGCUUGGAUUAAACGUCAGCUGAUGGACUAUGAGGAAAAGUACGGGCGUAUGUUCCCGCAGGAGUGGUGCAUGACGGAGCGUAUCGCCGUUGAGUUCUGCCAUGUUACGAGGACAGAGCUUGCUAAGAUCAUGCGCACAAGAGCUAAAGAGAUUGAGGUGAAAUUGCUUUUGUUUGCCAUUCAGAGAACGACCAACUUCGAAGGGCUGAUGGCUAAACGCUUCUCGGGGUGCACUCUGGCUGACGGGACCAUGAAAAAGGCAGAGCUGCCACCUCCCUCCACCAACCCAUUUCUGGAAGAUGAAACUGGGACAGAGACAGACGAAACUGUGAUAGAGAAAGGUGAUAUAGACAGACCCAAGAAGCCGAAGGCCCCAGACAACCCGUUUCAUGGCAUCAUUUCCAAGUGCUUUGAACCUCACCUCUAUGUAUAUAUUGAGUCCCAGGACAAAAAUCUUGGCGAGCUGAUUGACAGAUUUGUCGCCGAUUUCAAAGCUCAAGGGCCUCCCAAGCCAAAUGUGGAUGAAGGGGGAGCUGUCCUGCCCAGCUGUGCUGACCUCUUUGUCUAUUACAAGAAGUGCAUGGUGCAGUGUUCACAGCUUAGCACUGGCGAACCCAUGAUAGCAUUGACCACCAUAUUUCAGAAGUACCUCCGGGAAUAUGCCUGGAAAAUUCUCUCUGGAAACCUGCCCAAAACAACCAGCAGCAGUGGCGGACUGACCAUCACCAGCCUGCUGAAAGAAAAGGAGGGCUCGGAAGUGGCUAAGUUUACUAUAGAAGAACUCUGUCUCAUCUGUAGCAUCCUGAGCACAGCAGAGUACUGCUUGGCAACAACCCAACAGCUUGAAGAAAAACUCAAAGAAAAAGUGGACGCAAGUCUCAUGGAACGAAUCAACCUGACAGGAGAGAUGGAUACAUUCAGCAUCGUGAUCUCAAACAGCAUACAGCUGUUAGUGCAGGACUUGGAUGCAGCCUGUGACCCGGCCCUUACUGCUAUGAGCAAGAUGCAGUGGCAGAAUGUGGAGCAUGUUGGCGACCAGAGUCCUUAUGUCACAUCCGUUAUUCUUCAUAUUAAGCAGAAUGUUCCCAUCAUCCGUGACAAUCUAGCCUCCACAAGAAAAUACUUCACUCAGUUCUGUAUUAAAUUUGCCAACUCCUUCAUUCCCAAGUUCAUCAACCACCUGUUCAAGUGCAAACCGAUUAGCAUGGUGGGGGCAGAACAGCUGCUGUUGGAUACUCACUCCCUGAAGAUGGUUCUCUUGGAUCUGCCUUCCAUUGGGUCCCAGGUGGUGAGAAAGGCUCCUGCCAGCUACACAAAGAUAGUGGUGAAAGGCAUGACGCGGGCGGAAAUGAUCCUGAAGGUGGUUAUGGCCCCUCAUGAGCCCCCGGUUGUGUUUGUUGACAAUUACAUCAAACUCCUUGCUGAUUGCAGCACAGACACUUUCCAGAAGAUACUAGACAUGAAGGGCCUAAAGAGAAGUGAGCAAAGCAGCAUGUUGGAACUGUUCCGCCAGAGGCUGCCCGCCCCUCCCUCGGGGGUAGAAAACACCAGCUCCAUGUCCCUGACGGCGCCCACGCCUGAGCAGGAGUCCUCACGAAUCCGAAAACUGGAGAAACUCAUCAAAAAGAGACUGUAGAUGAACAGAAGCAACAUCUGCCGCCCCCCAGCAACUUUGGCCAGGUCUUGUGCAGGCUCCCCAUUAUCCUACACUACGUCACUGAAAAAUAGCUGCCGAAUCAAUGCCACGCCCUGAGACGCAUUAACCGUAUUGCUCUGAAUGGAGAAGCAGCAUGAUUUUGGCAAGGGGUGAAUGCUUCCCAGGGCUCUGUGCCCUGGGGAUAGAUUAGCCGAGUGAAACCUGUCUCACUGGGGCUUCUCCAGGCCCACGGCUUCGAGGAGAUGCAGUGAGUUGAAAAUGGUUUAACUGAAUUACAUCCAAGGUUCGCCAGCUGCUCAUAUGAUGCUAGUCGCUCAGCGUCUAGCUGCAGUUCCCAUUUGGGGUCUCCCAGUGUGGCGUGUUGGACUCUGCCUUGAAAGUGACAAGACGACAUCCCUUCCCCAUCAUAGAGCUGCUUGUUUCUUUAAAAAUAAGAUUCCCUUAAAUCGCUGGCUUCUGGCCCCCGGGACUCUACCAAGCUUCUUAUAAAUGCCCAGGACACUGCAACAUCUCCCCUGUGCUGUGAGGGCAGAAGCGUGUGCUGAAGCUGUCAGUAAAACAGCAAGGAGAACCCUCUGUGGGAAGCAAGGAGGGAGUGAAAUCACUGCAUUCAGUGGUCAAAUCACACCUUACUGCUAACAAGCCAGCGGUCUCUGUUGCUUUUUCUGCUUUAAGGCCAAAUUCUACAUCUGCUGAAGCAGUCUCCAGCUUCUCAUUAUUUUCUCACGUGCACUGGACUACCCCGCCCUCUCUAACCCACACUAUACCUCUUCCCCUCCUCCACAAAGGGCUGUUCAUGGAAUAAGCCCUUGGAAGCCAAGCAUCAAAUGGUGCUAUCCCACCAUGCUUGUGGCCUCCUGUUUCAUGCCAGCUGGAGCCCAGAAUGUGGGUGUGCCACUUUGGCACCAUUGCUGCCCUGAAGGCAGAGCCGCUGGAAAUGUUAGUUUUAAUUAUAGGCCUGCUGCUGCCAGGAUUUCUUCACAGGAUGGAACUCUCUCACUGGCUUUAAAUUUAAAGGACCUGGUUCUCCUCUCACUUACGCUGUCACAACUUGGACUGAGUGGCUCCAGAUUUGCACUGGAAUAUCUGAGGGGAGAAUUGGGCCCCAAAUCUCACAACGCAGCUUGUUUUAAAGUAACCAGAAUUGCAAUCCGAUUCCCAUUGGAGUCAGCAGCAAGAUGCUCCUUGAUAUCAGUAAUAGCAGGAUUUGUGUUGCUGGAUCUAAAUUGUAAAGUGUUUGUGUGAAAAGUGCUCAUCUUGGCACAUGCUUGCCUGAGAAGCCUUAACUGAGUGACACAAUCACCUCAUUAUCACCACUGGAUUUCUUCCCAAACCCCCUGGCAACCUCUCCAUGUGGUUCUAAAGGUGUGUUUCAGACCAGCUGAUGAUACAAGACCACAGGGAUUUUGAUGGCGGGAGAGUUCACGUGCAGCUUCCGUAUUGUAAUCCAGGCUUUCCUACCCAUUCUGCAGGAGGCACGUGCAUGCAGUGUUUGUGUCAGGUGAGGAGUCACUGCAGCUGACUAGCAGUCAUCUCAGGAGAAUCGCACUCCACGGCACAUCAGGCUUGCUUCUAAUUCUAGUAUUGAUUUGGGGGCCACUGUCAAUACAGGUUGGUUAGUGUUUGCAGCCACUGUUCAGGGAUAUAUAGUUCAUGUCAGGGAGAGAACACUCCAGAUCAAGUACAGAUUUAUUUAACCAAACUCCACACACACAAACCUGUGUCUAAAAUUAAAAACCCUGCAGCGUUUCAGUGACACCAAAUGAGAAAUGUCCUUGUUGAGACUGAAAAUCUGGCCUGACUUUGCUUCAUGUUCAUCUUUUUUGCACUGUUUUGUCCUCUAUCACUCCACCUGCUCCUUCCCGGGGGGCGCGGAAGAUGGACACGACACGCGCACACACACACACACACGCACACACUGUGGCUUCUGUGCUCAUAGCUGAGGAGACUGGUGGUAGCCCAUGCAAUGGUGGGGGAUUUGUUUAAAUCCUGUUACAAGUAGGAUAGAGAUCUGUUAGAAGCUGGAUGUAAUAAAAAAAACCUGAACCAAACUCUGUUCAAAUAACUGAUGAUGGUUGCAAUACGUGCAAUAUUCUGCAUUACUGCAUUUCCUUUACUGAUAGCUUAUUUGUUGGGCGCUAAAUGAAGAUAACUAUUCAUGUUCCUGAGCAUUAACGCUCCUGUCCCUCCUCGAAAGACCUUUAUUGAUGUCUAGGUCUUGAACAAAUCUAAUAUUCAUGCUCCAUCCCUGCCUUGUUUCCUUUGACAUAAUUUGCUAAUUUCCAGCAUGUGGUAAGGCAAGCUGCUGAAGUUCCUACCUUCUCUGGAUCUGGCUCAUUCCCAGCAUUCAGUGGUUGGGGUGACCCUGUUCCUGUCAUAGGUUUUUAAAAGUGGAAUCAGAGAUGAAUGUUUUGGAAAAGGUCCCAUAACUUUCCUUCACUUCCCUUUAACAUCCCCAAGUAUCAUUCUCGUAUGAUUAUAGGCCAGCUUUGAACAGUUCUGUUGGAAUAAGAAGUUUUGUUUUGUUUUGUUUUUUUGUAUUGGCAAAUAAUAUAUUAAGCCUGCAUUUUCCAAAGUCAUUGGUGAUUUUUGGAUUUCUGGCUUGAGGCACCUUCGGUGGGCCUGAUUUUCAGAAGUUGGAUGUUUCAUGCCCUUGAAAAAUCAGGCCCCCGUUAAGGUGACUCGAGUCAGGCACCCAAUCGCUAGUCAUUUUUGAAAACGUAGGCUCCAGUGUUUUCCCUUAUCAGCUCCGUGUGAGUGAGAUAGUAGAUUCUAUGCCUGGGCUGGUAAUGAUAAUAGUGAUUUUUCCAAGACUGAUAAAUCAGCCUGUGUCCUAAUAGUUUAUGAACCGAUAGACUGAUUACAGUAGAAUUGGUAAAUCAGCAGAUAAAAUCAUUUGUAUCUGACCAAAAUUGUUAAGAACUGACACUUACAUGAGAGUUGAGAUAUUGUAACACCUUCAUUAACCUUGUCUACACCAGGAAAUCUUUACAAAAAACUCCUACAAUUGAAACUGGUUCGAAUGGUGUGCUGGUGUUAAAAUGCUGGGAGUCCUAGUGGAGGCAGCUGGUGGAGGCAGCCGGGCAUGUACACCAGGGAGUCCUGUAUCGCUAAGCAUGCACCUGAAACGGUGGUAGUGGGAGGAAUUUUUGUAAACUUGGCUAAAAGGGGUGACAACAAGCUCCAGUUAUGUGAACUUCUGAAACCUUAUCAGAAAGCCUGUUGGAUCACACCACUUCCCCAGGUGCCGAUUAUUGUUUCUGUCACUUCUGCUAGUUUUACAACCUGCGUUCUCAGGGAGUGGUGUUUGCACUUCAUACCGAUCAGUUUACAAAAGACAGCCUAAGAAAAGAGGGUGUGUAGGCUGCCUUUCCUGAAGAACAAAUAAUUAAACCCAAUGUGGGUUAUUACUAGUUAUUACCAAAUGCAGUAGCCAAGCCCUAUGGGAAUGCAGGUUGUUUGCAUAGAUUCAUUAUCUGCGUGCUGGACUAGUAACUUCACUUUAUUUUUUUCCUCACAAUGAAAAUUAGCAAUAGCGUGGUCAGUGCUGUAAUGUACUGUGUGGGGAUGAAAUCUGAACUAUUUCCAUGUUUCUUUACCCGGAAGACUCCUACAUUGUUGUUCUCUGCCAUUCAGAAUUCUAGAGAUAAAAGGAAAGAUUAACAAAAACAAUAAAUAAAUAAAAUCAGAAGAAUGUUAGAAACCCAGGCGCAUUGAAUUGUACCCUGUAAAGGACAUGUUUGCAUUUGUCUCCCUUGAUUUGAAAUUUUCUUCUCUUGUUCUUGUGUAUUUAUCAGAGUGGACGCGUCUGAAAGUGUAAGUGUCAGCUGGCUGAGUUGUACAUUUUCUGAGGAUAAAGGAAUUGUGUUUCUGUAUGAAAUAUCUUGUUAUGUUUUCUGUCCAGGAAGUAAUUUCUUGAUGUAUAUUGGAGUGUGACACUAAAGCUAAUUAAAUCAUUACUAACGACCCUCUUCUA
This is a messenger RNA of Mauremys reevesii (Reeves's turtle), 6493 nucleotides long. It is a transcript of the gene VPS53, whose product is annotated as VPS53 subunit of GARP complex. Gene Ontology annotation, biological process: retrograde transport, endosome to Golgi. NCBI's taxonomy places the organism in Eukaryota, Metazoa, Chordata, Testudines, Geoemydidae. Gene Ontology annotation, cellular component: GARP complex. The record is from RefSeq and is a predicted model, not a curated record. Bases 1 to 2496 code for a protein of 831 amino acids. The transcript has 22 exons.